CGGCGAUCGUGCGGGAGCGCCAGGGCGUUGGGGUGCGGGUGCGGGUGCAGGUGGAGAGGACGCGUGGCGCAGUGGGCCCUCUCGGAGCCCCCUGGGAGGGCGGGAUGGAGGCGGCCGGGUGAAGGAACCUCGCCUUUGGGGAAUGAAUGAAGAGCUGGGAAAGCGCCUUCCGACUCCUCCGGGCGAAUGGAUUGGCCGGCGUGCGCGCGCGUGUGUGCGUGUGUGUUUGGGAUUCGGAGCCGCCUGGGUCCUGGGCGCGGCUGCCUGGCCGCCCCGUCGCGGUCCUGGUGCCCACGUUGCCCGCCCGCCCCGCGCCCUGGCGUGGCCCUGGCGGCUGGAGAGGCCGGCGGAGACACAGGAGGCGGGGGCUCGGUUGCCGGCUGCUGGCGGCUGGACGUCUGCGCCUCGCGUAGGGAGGCUCGAGAAGCAGGCGGCGAGGCUGGGGCUGAGGCUAGCUCUCCGGGGGCCCCCCGUUUGCCCCGUCCCCCGCGUGUUCACACCGGGUGAGUUGAUGGCGCGGAGUUUGGGGGAUGAAGUUGUGUUCUCAGGAAGCCCCAGGACGCCCCGGGAAGGGAUUUGGCGCGGCGUUCAGUGAAGCGGAGCGGGGGGGGGGGGGGGGGGGGGGCUCCGCUUCUGGGCUCCUCCGUAGUGCCCCCCAGCCCCUCUUUAUCAGGGGCAGUUGCCAUGAGGGCAGCCAGCCCACGGAGCAGAAAGGCACCUUGAGGGCAUGUGCACGCCUGCGGGGCCCCGGAGGAAACCCGGGUUUGGAGAUUUGCCCGAAGUUCCUCUAGGACCUUCCCACCCCGCUCUCCAUCCCAGCCUUCCUGCCCCCCCCCCCCCCCCAUCCCUUGGAAAAUCAGGAAUCCUCCCUUACAGAACGUGGCACUUAGGGGUUUUACAAACUGAAUGUUGAACCGGGAUGUUUUGAUUGCUACCUAAACACAUUGGAGUCAUACAUGCUUUUGCUUAAAAUAGCGUGUGCACAAAAAUAUCUUUUAAUUAGGUGGUUUUUAUCAAAUAAGUUUUUCUCUACAAUACUCCUGGAAGAUUGGCAGGAAAAUGUUCUUUUUGCCUCGUCCUGGACGAGGAGGCUGAGCCAGCAAGGUGAGGCUGCUUGCCAUGGUCUCCCUCUCAGCGUGGGUUUGAGCCAGAAGUAGAGCUGCGGGUCUGGGCUUCCCUUCAAGGUCCCCAGGAGAACCGUCUCUAGGCUCCCGGGAAGGAAAUUCAACAGCGUCUGUCUUUUCUGAUCAAUGCAUGACUGCAGUGAGCUGGCUUGUGGGUGAAGCAAGCACCAUGAAUUCAUCCAGAGCUUGUGGUGCCCGAACCACGGUCUCGGCCAGGGAUGCCAGCACCGUCGCUGUGGCUUCUGUGCAGGCUUCUCUUUCUGUACCUUUCUCUCCUCUGUUGCUGCUGCCCCUGGCCAGGAGAGGCCAGGCAUUCGGUUUUCUACCUGCCAGAAAGAGAGAAGAUUAAUCCCUGCAUCUGGAAGAGGCAGUGUUUGCAGGAAAGGUUGGGAGAGGUUGGGAAGUGGAUUGUGUUUAUUUGGUGUUUGGAGAAGAGUGUAAAAGAAACUCCAGGUUAACCAGCUGGGCCACAGGAACCUCAGGCCCUUUGAACCUGCACUAUCAGAAGCUUUAGAUUAGUCUGGGCUGUGAUUAGAUUGUGGUUGUCCAAGGCCAUGCAGGACCGAGCUGGAAAUCGCCCUUGCAAGUGCAGGGGGAGGAGAGGAGGGAGAUUCUGGGGCUGCCCUGAAUGGGUGAACCAUGCCCCACCUAUAGGGGGCAGCUUUCACUCGGCCUCGGCCAGUUGGAAAGAAACAGACUUGGCGGGUCUUGUUUGUUUUCAGGAGAAUUCUCAAGCGUGGACCUUCAAGUGUGGGUUCUCAUUCUAGAAGUGGAGUAAAAGGUUGGGGUGGUUGUAUUGCCAGGAGGUCUGAAGUUUGACAUCUGGCCCCGUGUCCUACCAUCAGGGAGAUGUGAUACAUGUGCGGAGGUCUGAUUUCCUUCCCGAGAUGCUCCUCCUUUACAAUAAAGCCGGAGAAGAUGACCCAUGUUUUCACAGCAUAAAACAAGCUUAAAGGUGGCAGUUAUCUAGUUAGUCUAUCCCGUCUAGGUAGCUAGGAAGAAAAGUAAAGGCUUUGUGUUGAUUUGGGCCAGUACAGUUUUUUUUUUUGUUUUUUUUUUUUAACAUAUGGGGGCUGGGGAGGCGGACAUUUGGUCACAACAGCUGUCACUGGCUGGGUCCCCACUGGUUCCCAGCUGGCCCUGUGCCAGGCAGGUCGGACAGGUGUCCCCCUUUGUCUCUAUUAGAGGGCGGGGGGAGGCUGCUUGAGAUCACACAGACCGAGCUUUCAGCCACCCAGGUGUCCAGGAGGAAGGAUGAGGAACGACAGCGGGGUCUGGAGGGAAAGAAGACAGGGUACAGGGUAAAAACUGUGGCUUCCCCAGAAGGGGAAGGUGGGUGUGAAUCAGCAAGUGCUACGUUAGGGGGAGGUGGCCCUGGAAAGCAGGGUUUCAGUCUCUGCUGGCUUCCAAAGGGGUGUGAGGAACCUCAGGCGUUUCGGCGGCGAUGAUGGGAGGCAUUGAUGCAUCGCCCCAGGUGUGGGCCCAGGGCCAAGUGCGCUGGGUUGGGGCUGGGGGGCGGGGAGGGGGGGAAGCACACAGCCAGGGCAGCACCCAAUUAGUGGGCAAGGCAAAGCUUGCACAAGUUGGUUAUGUAACACCGCUGGCAGGAAGGACAUGGUUAGCGGCUCUGAGGUCGCAGUGGUCUGGAGUGACUUCGGGCCGCUGUCUCAUACGUGAGUCGACACCUGCCAGGUGCUCGGAGCAGGGCCUGGUGCACAGGAAGGAAGCACUCUUGUAUACUCUUGAGUGCUGGAGCUCAUAACCAAGGACAGAGGACGCCUCUGAACGCCCGGAAAUUGCGUGGACGACUUUUGAUGAAGAUGGUCGGUGUGUGUAUUUCAGAAGGGGGCGCACGAUUUCAACAGAUUCUGCCUUCGCACCUCGUAAGGCCAGGAGCCCCAGGACACCUUAGAUCCUGUAGUUCCUGUUCAGGUUUUCUUUGGCUGGCUGCUUUACCUCUCGGGCCUGUUUCUUUGUGUGUGUGUGUGUGUGUGUGUGUGUGUGUGUGUGUGUGUGAGCAGGGGCCGGGUAAACGGUCACUUUGUGACCCUUUCACCGGACACCGUGGGGAGGCCGUGGGUCAGUUCGGCUGUGUUCCCCACUUGUCACAAUGAAGCAGAGGGCAGAUCAGGCAGCGCUCGCCGGAGACGUGCGGGGACAGCUUGCUUUCGGAUGUUACAUCUUGAGCCCCACCGUAAGCUUCCAAGAGUCCUGAGCAGGCUGGCAGGGGCCUCGUUGCUGGCCCAGGGCUCCCCCUGACACCUAUUUUAUGUUUCUAGAACUCGUCCUGGCCCCGGCCUUUCGGCUCUCGGAAGAAAGGGAGGUUGGCAGAUCAUCAGGAGUAGAGGGUGUCAUUAUAAUGGAAACUUGGACACUUUCCAGAAUUGUGUUUGUGGUGAAAAUAUUGAAGCAGGCAGCCUAGUCACCCAGGUGCCUGGAAACUACCCCAACAUGGGCAAAUAAUUAGAUGCAGACCAGGCAUAAUUAUUUUUUCCUACAUUGUGCUGGAACCUGGUCUUUUUACAUUUUCUCUUGAAAUGGGAUACCCUCCUUUUGAUUCGUCUGCUCCCUGGGGUGGAAAAGACAGUGGUGGUCUGGAGCAGGAGGGGAAGACCGUGAGGGGUGGUGAUUCUGUCCCUGCCAGGGCAGCCCCGGGUCACGGGGGAACUUCUGUCCUGCUCUGCUGUGCCCUUGCGGGGACCCGCCCCGAGGGCCUGGGGCGUCUUUGCUCUCAGGUUGGAACCUGCAUCCCAGAGUCUGAGAGGUCUGCAGAAGUGCAUUCCUGUCUCAUGCCCUCGAUGGAAGGGGCCGAGGAGCUCUGUCUGCCCCUCGUGACACCUGUUUACUCACACACGCUGAUGGAAGUGAACUUCAGCCCCUUCACAUUUGCAGCGAAUCAGAUGUUUGGUGCCUCCAUGCAGACGUUCUUUUAGCCUGGGUGUUGAGUCCCUUAGAGACCCUUGGCGGGGCAGCACAGGGGGUGGGUGAGCCUGGCACCAUGCUGACCAGGGUGGGAGUCCCUCCUGUGUUUCUUUUUUUUCUUUCUAAUGUUUAUUUAUUUUGGAGAGGGGGGCAGGGACAGAGGAUCCGAAGCAGGCUCUAUGCUGUCAAUAGCAAGCCCCAUACGGGGCUAGAAGUCAGGAACCAUGAGAUUGUGACCUGAGCUGAAGUCAGAGGCUCAACUGAAUGAGCCACCCAGGCGCCCCAUCCUUUGUUUCUUUGCUCCUUUACCGUAACCUUGAGCGACUGGCCUCCCCUUCUUCUGCCUCAAUUUUGUCUUUGGUAAAGGGGGUUAAUGAUUUCUACUUUGUAUUGUGUUUUGAGUAUUAGAAGUAGCACAAUUUAGGGCUCCAGGGAGCUCCCCAAAUUGAGCCCCUCUUCCUGGACAGCUUCUGAACCGAGAGAGAGAGAGAGAGAGAGAGAGAGAGAGAGAUGAGUGGAGAUAAAAAUGUGGCAUCUGUCCUCGACUGAAGCCUACGUUGGAGAAUGUGGCUGAGCUGGCGGGCAUGGGGGGCAUCGUAGUCCCGAACUGAGGGCGCCCCCCCCCCCACCAAGUCAUAGGCAGAAUGGGGAAGUUGCAGCUGCCCCGGGGGCAGCCCCCACCUCCCCGGGCAGCUGGUGGGGUGGCAGGUCUGCUCUGGGUGAGAAAAGGCAGGACUGGGUCACUCACAUCCAGAUCCUUGUUCCACGCUCCUGGGAUAGUGUAGAUACCACCGGCUGCAGACACACAGGCCGAGUGCCGUGCAUGUGGGAGGAGACGUCAGGAGCGAGCAAGACGAGUCCCUUGCUGACAUCCAGUAGUCAGUGUGGAGCCCGGGGCCUGGCCCUUGGUGGGGGCUGACAGAUGGUGUCCAUUAGGGCAGGGGGGCAUUGAAGUUAGGCAGCAAGGCCUUGUUGGCUACUUGUAUCUACAGAGCGUGGGAGUGAUCGCCACAGUGAGUAAAUGAUUAGCCGUGGACCCCGAGGCUGCGUUCUAAACCGUGAGGCAGUUCACAAGGAGUGGAUCUACCCAGGAUCCUCCCCUUGGUUGGGACCAGCUCCUCCUCGGACGCUGCGCGCUGUUACGUCAGGACCGGACUCGGUUGAGGCAGCAGGAACCCUCUGGCCCUCCCCAUCGCCAUCUUGAAAAGAGCAUCUUGACCGAAGGAGUGUCAGGCCUCCCUCUGCUUGGGAACUUUUCCUUCCUUGGGCUCCAGGGAUGCUGAGCCGCACGUGGGAGAGGAAGCGAGGCAGGGAGACGGUGUGAGGAGAGAGCAACCUUUGAUAUAGACACGCUUGACACUCCCACUCAACGGAUGUGAAAACUGAGGCCCGAGAGGUUCAUCCUGCCCCCGUUCUGGCAGUUGGUGGUCUGACAUUUUAAAGGUUCUGCUCCCCCUGAAGAGGAAACAUUUGAAAGGAACACGAGAUGUAAAAGAAGAAAUCUUCACGGGCGUCUCCAAGGAUGGAAUGCCAACCCAUCCCUCACUGAGACCAUGAUCUCUUCUCAUCCCUUGGAAGCUUCCGUGUUCUCCAGCGAGAAUUCUUCCCCUGUAUCCUGUGCCAUGGGAAAAACCUGAAGGGCAGGCAGAAUUGUUCCCAGACUUGGGGAUUUUUCUGAGGUUUCAGCGGCUCUUACGGGACAUGACAAUUGGAGAUCACUUCUUUUUGUUGUCUUUCAGAGUCGAACCAAAGAAGGCACUUCCUCACUGUCUAGUGCUUUGGCUCCUGCUCAUUUUUAUAUUUGUUUCCGUUGCUUGUGCCUUAAAACCAUCUUACGUAACCAGAAGACAUCCUUAAAAAGUGUUCCAGCGCGACUUGCAUGCAUCUGGGCUCCGCAGGGGCUCUCCCAUGGCUCUGUGGGCCAGCAGUCCAAGGGCAUUACCAUGAGGCACUGCAUUAAUUGCUGCAUACAGCUGCUGCCCAACAACGAGCACAAACAGCAGGUUGGCUGCGGAGGAGGCCCCCUUCACAGUCACCUGGAGUGCCCCGCGUGCAAAGGAGAGAACAAAAUUGUGCUUCGUGUGGACGGUAAGCAGAUGAACUUGCUUGCUGUUCUCGAGGUGAGGGCUGAGGGCAAUGAGAGCUGGGGCAGGUUUCUGCGCUUCAAGAAGGGGAAGCGAUGUAGCCUGGUUUUUGGAUUGAUGAUCAUGACCUUGGUGAUGGCAUCUUACAUCCUUUCUGGGGCCCACCAAGAACUUCUGAUCUCCUCACCUUUCCAUUAUGGAGCCUUCCCCAGCAAUCCCAGCUUGAUGGACGGUGAAAACCCGAGCGACACGAAAGAGCAUCAUCACCAACCCUCUGUAAAUAAUAUUUCGUACGUGAAAGACUACCCAAGCAUUAAAUUAAUUAUCAACAGCAUCACAGCCAGGAUAGAGUUCACAACCAGGCAGCUCCCAGACAUAGAAGAUCUCAAGAAGCAGGAAUUGCACAUGUUUUCGGUAAUCCCCAAUAAAUUUCUUCCAAACAGCAAGAGCCCCUGCUGGUACGAGGAGUUCACGGGUAGGAACACCACCGACCCCUACCUGACCAACUCCUACGUGCUCUACUCCAAGCGCUUCCGCUCCACCUUCGACGCCCUGCGCAAGGCCUUCUGGGGCCACCUGUCCCACGCCAGCGGGAAGCACUUCCGCCUCCGCUGCCUGCCGCGCUUCUACAUCAUCGGGCAGCCCAAGUGUGGCACCACCGACCUCUACGACCGCCUCCGGCUGCACCCGGAAGUCAAGUUCUCCGCCAUCAAGGAGCCCCACUGGUGGACCCGGAAGCGCUUUGGAAUCGUCCGCCUGAGAGAUGGGCUUCGGGACCGCUACCCGGUGGAAGAUUACCUGGACCUCUUUGACCUGGCCGCACACCAGAUUCAUCAAGGACUGCAGGCCAGCUCUGCAGAGGAACAGAGCAGGAUGACUAGGAUCAUUAUCGGGGAGGCCAGCGCGUCCACCAUGUGGGACAACAACGCCUGGACGUUCUUCUACGACAACAGCACAGAUGGAGAGCCGCCCUUUCUGACCCAGGACUUCAUCCAUGCCUUUCAGCCAGACGCAAAACUGAUUGUCAUGCUCAGGGACCCCGUGGAGAGGUUGUACUCCGACUAUCUCUACUUUGCAAGUUCGAAUAAAUCUGCUGAUGACUUCCACGAGAAAGUGACAGAAGCUCUGCAGCUGUUUGAGAAUUGCAUGCUCGAUUAUUCCCUGCGUGCCUGCGUCUACAACAACACCCUCAACAAUGCCAUGCCUGUGAGACUCCAGGUCGGUCUGUAUGCUGUGUACCUUCUGGACUGGCUCACCGUGUUUAAUAAAGAACAGUUCCUCGUCCUUCGCCUGGAAGACCACGCCUCCAACGUCAAGUACACCAUGCACAGGGUCUUCCAGUUCCUCAACCUCGGACCCCUAGGUGAGAAACAAGAGACCCUGAUGACAAAGAGCCCCGCGUCCAACGCGCGACGUCCCGAGGACCGGAACCUGGGCCCCAUGUGGCCGGUCACCCAAAAGAUCCUGCAGGACUUCUACGGGCCCUUCAACGCCAGGCUGGCCCAGGUGCUCGCCGACGAGGCGUUCGCCUGGAAGAAGACCUGAGGGUCGGGGUCCCCCUGCGGUUUCCACUGUUACCGUGAUUUAAAAAUCUCUCUUUGGGGGGCGGGGCCCUCUUCCUCAACAGCGUGGAGAAAACCCCCAGAUGAUUCUUCUUCCCCUCCCUAGGCACCUGUUUAGUAUAACCGUUUGUGGUGUGAAACAACCUGGCAACUGACCCUUCACGGGGCUCCGCCAUCCCGGGCCAUUGGAACCUCCACCUGGGAACCGUUCCCUCCUGCGGCACAGUGGCCGGGCCGCGGGGUCCAGGCGGGGGUGGGGGUGGGGCGGGGGGCACCAGGCGGGCUGUGGGGGGGGCGGGAAGGAAGCGCGGCUGGGGGCUGACAGUGUGGGAUCCGAGUGAGCGCACUGGAGGUCACGUCGCCACGCCGGAGGUCGCGCCAUCACGCUAGAGGUCACGCCGCGACACUGUCCGAGUUACACUUCCGUUCGGUCCUGAAACACCGGUCGGGCCGAUACCUUCAUUUGGGCAGAGCGUGGAGACAGACGCUUUCCUUUUUUCUCUUUUACUCCGAGGUCCGCCCUUUCUUCUCUUCAGAUCUGAACCUUGUUAACUUCACUUUUACGAAAGAGAACAAAAAGCCCAAGCACAUUCAUCUCGGACCCCUCCCAUCCUGUCCUGGUGUUUCUUAUGUUUCACCAGAACACGAAUGUUUCCGGCGAACCAUUCCUGCAUUUCACCAGCCGUAGCUCCUUUUCUGCCACUUUUGAGGGCUUCUCAAGAGCUCAUGCAGUUUAUAAUCGGGAUACAAACUCAGCUUAUAAUUAGAAGGGAAAUUUCUGCUUUAAUGCCACACCGAGCAACUUCAAGGAAUUGAACUCUCUGGGAAAUCUAGGUGUCCUGGACCCUCACGCACACGAGGUCGUCAGACCCGGAGGGUGUGUGAACUUCUAGCUGUGGCCACAGAAGGGCCCCGUCGCUCUGCCCGCCCCCUGGAAUCAGCUCCUUGCCCACACUCUCCGCCACGUGGGGCCAGAGGCCCUCCCCGUUUCCGCAAACUACAAGACACGUGUGUCCCGAGGCAGAAACAGCGAGCCACACGUGGGUGUGCUGCGAUUCUUCAUGGGACUUUCCAGGCCGCUCGACCGCUUGGCCCACCAACGGAUGGCCUCCCGGUCUCGUCGUUUCUCGGAGGUGAUGGGGAGAGACUGAAGAGGGGGCUGGAGCCCCGGGUGCGAACUCGGGGAAGCUUCGCACCGGAGUGUUUGCAAGGUGAACCAGAACCUUCCGGGCAGGGUCCCCUACACCAGAGUCAGGAAGCGCAAACGUGCAGGUGCCCGGCCAUCACGCGCAGACGUGAGGAUCUGCUCAGCUCUCCAGCCCCGGAGCCGUCACCUCUCUGCCAUCAGAGGUGGGAGGCACAGCCCUCCGGGAGGCGCGGGGAGGGCCUUACGGCCGAGCUGUUUCUGCUGCUGAAGACCCGCUUUCUGGGACAGCAACCCCCCGCCCCCAUCUCUCACGGCCGGCCGGCGCGGCGCUCGGAGCAGCGGCCGGCAGGGAGUCUGGCCGGAGCACAAGGGAGCUGCGGGGAGAUCUCACUUUCAGCGUGUGUGUGUAUUUAUUCGCCGUGGGGGGUGAUGUGUGCGCGUGCGUGGGUCCGUUCUCUGAGUGGGUUCCCUUCCUGUUGUGUCGCUGAUGAGGCGCCCCUGCUCUGGACGCGGCCCUUCCGUGGAUUAAUUUCCCUGCCAAUUACCUUGUCGUCUUCGGUACGUGUUUUGCUGUUCCACUCCAGCCAUAAUUACAACACAGGAUUUUUCCUACACGCUCCUAUGCAUGUGAAUAACAUGCAGUGUAAUUCUGCUUCUUACAGAAGUAUUACUGGAGGUCUUAUUUCCAAUAUUAUUUGGUUUAUUAUACAAAUCUUUUUAUAUACGCAGGCCCAGCCCUUCCGUGCCAAUCUGUGCCAUCCGGACAGUCUCUCUCAAGGGGCCUUUCUCCAGAGGGCAUAUCUGUUGCCUUUGCUUUCUCACGUUCAGGCCCGGGUCCCCUUGACAGUGCAGGUGCCGUUCCGAGCGGCGGUCCUGGGGCUUGUCAUCCAAAACCAAAGUGAAACGGAGCAUUUCUCAUGACCUGGUAUUGAAGUUACUUUGUGUCCCCAAAGCUGUAUAUCGGAUUGUACUCCAUUGUACGCCCUUAGUAGUGGAAGGUAUGUUAAGUGAACCAGUUAUGCUGUGUUUUUAUUAAUAUUGAACAUAAUUAAAUGUGGACCCCUGUGACCGGUCCCUGGGAAUGCA
This is a messenger RNA of Prionailurus viverrinus (fishing cat), 9925 nucleotides long. It is a transcript of the gene CHST15, whose product is annotated as carbohydrate sulfotransferase 15. The record is from RefSeq and is a predicted model, not a curated record. The transcript has 12 exons. Bases 5990 to 7675 code for a protein of 561 amino acids. Lineage: Eukaryota; Metazoa; Chordata; Mammalia; Carnivora; Felidae. Gene Ontology annotation, biological process: hexose biosynthetic process. Gene Ontology annotation, molecular function: N-acetylgalactosamine 4-sulfate 6-O-sulfotransferase activity.